Messenger RNA from Suillus paluster, 366 nucleotides. RefSeq lists its product as uncharacterized. The transcript has 5 exons. Bases 1 to 366 code for a protein of 121 amino acids. The record is from RefSeq and is a predicted model, not a curated record. Lineage: Eukaryota; Fungi; Basidiomycota; Agaricomycetes; Boletales; Suillaceae.
AUGAUACGCUGUGUCCGAAUAUUUUUCGUCGGUGCCAUUCCCGGUUGCAUGGGCGGUGCCAUUCCCGGUUACAGUGGGCUGCCAUUCAUAUGCGACUCGCCGUUUGUAGGAGGCGCGGGUAUAGGUCGAGGUAAGUACUAUGUUGUGGGCAAGAGUCUGCCAUUCUGCCACGUGGCAUGGCAGAACUAUUGCAAGAUGACCAUCAGGCUAUUGGUAUUACAUGGCGCGAGGGACAUAGAUGCUGUCAAAGCAGAAAUAACGACGAGGAAGGAGAAGCGCAUUAUCUAUACGAGGCUUGCCAACGAGAGUCUUUCCAAGGUCUCGGACGUUCUAAUGAUCGGCUGGCAUAAUGGUUGCGUCUACUAG